AUGAAAAAUAUUUUAUAUAAUAAAAAAUUUUAUAAUAAUAAAAAUAUUUAUAUAUUAUAUUAUAUUUUAAUAAUAUUUAAGAGUAUUUUUAUUAUUUUAAAUUUAAAAAUUAAGAAUAAUUUUAAUUAUUAUUUAUAUAAUAAAAUUUAUAAUUUACUUGUUAUAUAUAUAAAAUUAUAUUAUAUUUUAAAUAAUAUAUAUUAUUAUAAUUUUAAUUAUUAUAUAUAUAAUAUGAAUUAUAUAUAUUUUUAUAUUUAUAAAUAUAAUAGUUUAAAUAAUAAAAUUAAUAUAAUUUAUAAUAAUAUAAAUAUUAUAGAAAAAAUAAUAGAUAUUAAAAAAAUUUCUUAUACAAUAAAAAAAGGAAGAAUUAAAAGAUAUAAAGUUAUAUUAUUAACAGGUAAUAAACAAGGUUGGGUAGGUAUAGGAAUAGGAAAGCAUAUAAAUUUAAAUAAAGCUAUUUUAUUUUCUAAAAUUAAUAGUUUAAAUAAUAUAUAUUAUUUUAAAUAUUCAAUGUUAAAUAUGUAUAAAUUAAAGUAUAUUUAUAUAAAUUAUAGUAAUAUUUUUUUAAAAUUACAAUUUAAAAUUUGUAAUUAUUUAAAUAUACGUUUUUUAUUAUUUAAAUAUCUAUUUGAAUGUUUAGGAUAUUUAAAUUGUAAAAUUAUUAUAUAUUAUAAUAUUAUAACUAAUAAAUAUAAUUUAUUAAAUAAAAUAUUAUUAAUAUUAUUUAAUGUAUUAUGA
Plasmodium vinckei vinckei is the source of this 738-nucleotide messenger RNA. The record is from the annotation of a RefSeq genome assembly. NCBI's taxonomy places the organism in Eukaryota, Apicomplexa, Aconoidasida, Haemosporida, Plasmodiidae.